AUGCGCAAUUCUUGCCGAACACGUCACUCACAUAGCCCCGCCCAUCGACUUCCUGUUCUAAUGCAGCUCCUUCGAUUUUUCGUCCAACCCCAAACCCUGGGGGGGGUCCCCGACCUCGGGGUCCCUUCGGGGUUGGGACCCCCCCUAAAAACGGCCCAGGGGGUGGAACCCGGGGUCACCGAGGUCACCUGCGAGCUCUGCUACUACCUGGGCUGGGCAGGAGAUGCCCCCCCCAGCGAGGAGGAGUCUCGGAUGCUGCGCUGGAUUUUGGGCUCCCCCCUGGCCGAGGGCGCCGACGUCGCUCCAGGAGCUUCCUGAAGCCCCAGGGGCACCACGAGCUGCUGGAGAUCGGGCCCA
Messenger RNA from Catharus ustulatus (Swainson's thrush), 357 nucleotides. Its product is annotated as phosphoribosylformylglycinamidine synthase-like. The transcript has 3 exons. The record is from RefSeq and is a predicted model, not a curated record. The coding region runs from base 1 to 318 and encodes 105 amino acids. Lineage: Eukaryota; Metazoa; Chordata; Aves; Passeriformes; Turdidae.